GCCCAGUCGGUCGGUAGUCGUCAACGGGGAAGCAUCACACCUCAUCCUGAGGAGUGCAACAAAGUACUGUGCAAAAUUAGUUCAAUUCGUUGUUGUGGCCAGUGUCACUAUAGGCUUGGGAAUGACUGCCAAGUAUAAACAAACAAGUACCAACGGAUUACAGGCAAGAAAGCUCAACGUUGCUGUUGUCGGGGGUGGACUGGUAGGCUCUCUGCUGGCACUACACCUAGGCAAGAAGGGUCAUGAAGUGGAACUGUACGAGUUCAGAGAAGACAUCCGCACAGCCGAGCUGGUCAUCGGUCGGAGCAUUAACCUUGCACUGUCCGCUCGUGGACGCAAAGCUUUGGCCGAAGUGGGCCUCGAGGACGCACUGCUCAAGCAUGGCAUCCCAAUGAAAGGCCGCAUGUUACACGAUCUGAAAGGAAACCGUAAGUUCGUUCCGUACGACGCCAAUACUAACCAGUGCAUAUACUCGGUCGGACGAAAACAUCUGAACGAGGUGCUUCUCGAUGCUGCGGAAAAGUACCCUAAUAUUCACCUUAAUUUCAACAAAAAACUUGUGAAAGCUAAUCUGGAUGAAGGAAGUCUUAAUUUCAUUGACCCCCUUACGGAAGAAACUAGCCAAGCCAAUGCCGAUCUGAUAGUAGGCUGUGACGGAGCGUACAGUGCGGUGCGUAAAGAAAUCAUCAAAAGGCCUGGGUAUGACUUCAGUCAAACUUACAUCGAACAUGGCUAUCUCGAACUUUGCAUACCCCCGACCAAGGAGGGUGAAUUCGCUAUGCCUCACAAUUACCUACACAUUUGGCCACGAGGCAAAUUCAUGAUGAUUGCCUUACCGAAUCAGGACCGGACGUGGACCGUCACGCUGUUCAUGCCGUUCGAAAAUUUCAGCAGUAUUAAAUGCGACCAGGAACUUAUGAGCUUCUUCCAGCAGUACUUCCCGGAUGCGAUCGAUCUCAUUGGCCGGGAACGUUUGAUCAAGGAUUUCUUCAAAAUCAGACCGCAGACUUUGGUGAUGAUUAAGUGUAAACCGUUCAACGUUGGUGGUAAGGCACUGAUCAUCGGUGAUGCCGCCCAUGCGAUGGUUCCUUUCUACGGCCAGGGAAUGAAUGCUGGCUUUGAGGAUUGUACGGUGUUGACGGAUUUGUUCAAUCGGUAUGGCGGGGACGUUGAGCGAGUGUUGGCGGAGUUUAGUGAGUCGCGUUGGGAGGACGCACACUCGAUCUGUGAUUUAGCGAUGUACAAUUAUGUUGAGAUGCGUGACCUUGUAACUAAACGUUCGUAUUUGUACCGUAAAAAGUUGGAUGAGCUGCUAUUUUGGCUUAUGCCAAAUACGUGGGUUCCACUGUACAAUUCUAUUUCUUUUUCACACAUGCGCUACAGCCGGUGCAUAGCAAAUCGGAAGUGGCAGGAUAUGAUUUUAACGCGCGUUUUGUACUUCUCAUCAGUUACAACAGCUGCAGCCAUCGCCGUGAUAUGCUAUAAAUAUGGCAGUAAGGAUCAGUUGGAACAGUUCACCACCUCAUUGCUUAAGCUAGUUAAUCUAAAAUAACUCUAAUAAUAGUUCAAAGAAACACAAUGCAGUUUAAUUUAAUUGUUUACAACAGUAACCCAAUGAAAUUAUUUAUCUUGUGCAUUUUUUUAUGAAAAUUAAUGAAUAAUGUUAACACGAGUGUAUAUCAACUAUACAUAACACUGUCUUAUGUGAUGAUUAACUAAUUGCUUAUUCUAAAACCAGACGAACAUUAUCGAAAUUUUCAAUAUAUUUGCUUUUAUGAGUUUCGAACAAAUCCUCCAGUGCUGCACAAAAUUUUUCAUGUAAACAUUCAACAUCUUCCUUGGAUGGGUUCACUAGUUUUGUCACUUGAACCGGUGCACCAACUGCAAAUGAAGUUUGUAAUUAACUAUCUUCAAAUAAAUACAAUACAGACAAGCAAUAGGUACUCACCAA
Molecule: messenger RNA, 1951 nt
Organism: Topomyia yanbarensis
Lineage: Eukaryota; Metazoa; Arthropoda; Insecta; Diptera; Culicidae
Gene: cn
Product: kynurenine 3-monooxygenase
Exons: 7
Coding region: 122-1552 (476 amino acids)
Biological process (GO): quinolinate biosynthetic process; L-tryptophan catabolic process; NAD+ metabolic process
Cellular component (GO): mitochondrial outer membrane
Molecular function (GO): kynurenine 3-monooxygenase activity; FAD binding; NAD(P)H oxidase H2O2-forming activity
Source: RefSeq, a predicted model, not a curated record